UGGAUGCCCUGGGGUGUUGCAGAUCCACUUAAGGCUGAGGCUGGCGUGGAGACGAGCUGGUCUGCACAGGACCAGAGGGAGCCCUGCUGAUGCCGGACUCUGGGCCGACCUGGACGCCGUGGAGGGUUCCGGCAGCCAUGCCCUGGCCCGCGGCACUCCUGCUCCUCGUCCUGGCCAGUGGGGCUGAGGCCUUCCGCAUCUGCGCCUUCAACGCCCAGCGGCUGACCCUCACCAAAGUGACCAGGGAGCCCGUGAUGGACACUUUGGUGCGGAUCCUGGCUCGCUGUGACAUCAUGGUGCUGCAGGAGGUGGUGGACUCUUCUGGCAAUGCCAUUCCUCUCCUGCUUCGGGAGCUCAACAGGUAUGAUGACUCCGGGCCCUACAGCUCCUUGAGCAGCCCCCUGCUGGGGCGCAGCACAUACAUGGAGAAGUAUGUGUACAUCUACCGGUCACACAGGACACAGGUCCUGGAGUCGUAUGUGUACAGCGAUCAGGACGACCUCUUUGUACGGGAGCCGUUUGUGGCCCGGUUCACGCUGCCUAGCAAGGUCCUGCCCAGCCUGGCGCUGGUCCCGCUGCACACCACCCCGAAGGCCGUGGAGAAGGAGCUCAAUGCCCUGUAUGAUGUGUUUCUGGACGCCUCCCAGCGUUGGCAGAGUGAGGACGUGAUCCUGCUCGGGGACUUCAAUGCUGACUGCGGUUCGCUGACCAAAAAGCGGCUGAGCGAGCUGGUGCUGCGGACGCAGGAUGGCUUCCACUGGGCGAUUGCUGAUGGGGAGGACACCACGGUGCGGGCCAGCACCCACUGCACCUACGACCGCAUUGUGCUGCACGGGGGGCACUGCCAAGGCCUACUUCGCGCCGCCUACGCGUUUGACUUCCCCAGGAGCUUCCAGCUCAGCGAGGAGCAGGCCCUCAACAUCAGCGACCACUACCCUGUGGAGGUGGAGCUGAACCGGGCGGCACCAGGGGGCCAGCCCCUUAGCCUGGUGGCUCUGCUGCUGCCCCCGCUGCUACUGCCACUCCUGCUCCCUCAGCUGGGCCCCACGGCCUGACCCACCGCGGCCAACCCCAGCCUCCCGUCCACCCCGCCCGGGGGCCGGAGUGACUCCUGAGGGGUUCCAGUGCCGCCCACCGGACCGCAGCCCUGUGCCAUCUGCCUUUUCUUUGGCUGGGUUUGUGCCUGGUACGAGCUUGCGGAAGCAGCAGCAGCCAAGGGCCUGGAGGCCAAACACAUCUGCCUCCCCACAGGUAGUGUCAGGAGACGGGACAGAGCAGGCGCUGGGGUACCGGGGAAGGGGAGGAGGCUCAGAAGCAGGUCUUGAUUAAACUCCUGCAGCGCUCAGAAAAGGGAAUCACGAAAGGUCACAGGAUUUUAUUCUAUGAAAAACGGAAACUUUUUAUUGUGAAAAGGGACAGUUACAUGUCCUGAGAACAAAGAAGCAGACUGAAGCGCCGUUCACGUGUGUGGUGUCUAUGCCGAAGGGCUGUCUAUUGUAUACAGAACUCACUUAAAACGCCAAAGGAAUAUUACGAUGCCAGCAGAUACAAGGAUGGAGAUGAACAGUUUACUCCAAAAAAAAAUAACUAAUGAACAAACCGGGAUCACGUGACCCAAGCAGGGGAAAGGGCUGGGGACACCCAUGACCCCAGGUAGGGGGUCUCAGUCUUCGUGGGCAGACUGCAGGGACACAGAGCACACCCAGAUCCGCAGAGGGAUCACACAGCCUUUGCAAUGUGCAGGCUGCACAUUGUACUUGCCUCCAGGUAGCUGUGUCGCCCAGGGAAAGGGGAGGGCGCAGACCUCGAACAGCCCUCAUUCUCCACCCAUUUUCCAAAGAAGAGUUCAGUAAAAACUAUUGGAGCAAUAUUGGGGCUGUUUCUGUGAUUAAAUCUGUGGUUUGUGACCAUCUCUGAAGUCAAAAAAAUGAAGGUCAUUUAAACUUUAGAAAUACCCCCAGGCAUGAAACCCAUGCAGACCA
Messenger RNA from Trichechus manatus latirostris (Florida manatee), 1982 nucleotides. It is a transcript of the gene DNASE1L1, whose product is annotated as deoxyribonuclease 1 like 1. NCBI's taxonomy places the organism in Eukaryota, Metazoa, Chordata, Mammalia, Sirenia, Trichechidae. Gene Ontology annotation, cellular component: nucleus. Gene Ontology annotation, biological process: DNA catabolic process. The record is from RefSeq and is a predicted model, not a curated record. The coding region runs from base 90 to 1055 and encodes 321 amino acids. Gene Ontology annotation, molecular function: DNA binding; deoxyribonuclease I activity. The transcript has 8 exons.